Cicer arietinum (chickpea) is the source of this 2966-nucleotide messenger RNA. RefSeq lists its product as uncharacterized. Gene Ontology annotation, molecular function: zinc ion binding. NCBI's taxonomy places the organism in Eukaryota, Viridiplantae, Streptophyta, Magnoliopsida, Fabales, Fabaceae. The record is from RefSeq and is a predicted model, not a curated record.
ACCAAAGAAAAGAUAGAAUCGAUUUGUUUGACCUAAAUACCCUCUUUUUGUGCACAACCUCACCACUGGAUUUCCCUUCUCAACCCUCCCAAUCUUCUACCCUUCUCUCUCAAUUCUCAUUCUUCUCCUUACCCUUCUUCCUCUAUUUCCGAUUUUCUCCAAUUCCCCGCCAAUUUUCAUCAACUUCUUUUCAAACUCAUCUUCUUUCUUCCUCAAUUCACAACAACCCCCUUUUUUUAUUCUCCGAUCCGCCCCUCAAUUCCUUCAACCCUCUCUCUACUGUCUUUUUCAUCAUUUUUACUCACCUUUCGUUUUAUCCUUUUUUUUUUUUUACAGAUCAUAAAGCCAUGGUUUGAUACCCUUUGGGAUCAGGAUCUUGCAUCUGUGUCUCAGCCAUAAAACAGUGAUUUGUAUUGCAAGCCGAGCAGCGGCUGUUGUUGUUCAAGCAGCAGUUUAUAUCUUCAAUGGCUAACCACGAUUUGAUACUUGGUCAAAGUCACAAUUUGGAACUUGGUCACGACCAGCAAUCCGUUCUAGGCCAUAAUCAUCAUUUGGGCCUCAACGAAAACCAUGCAUUGGAACUGGGAUCAGACCACGAGCAUCAUUUGGACCUGGGACAAACCCAUGAACAUGAACUGGACUUGGGACAUGUCCAUGACCAUGAGUUGGGGUUAGGAGAGAACCAUGAUCAAGAAGGUGACGAUGGUCAAACUUACGAGCAUGAGCAUGAGCAUGUGCAUGAGCUAGCCAUGGAUCAAAAACCCGAACAUGAUGACCAUGAGUUGCCACUUCCUGGACAAAACCACGAGUUAGUCUUAUCAGAGAACAAUAAUCUAACUGUUUUGGAAAACCAAGGGCUUGAUGGGAACAUGGACCUGGCUGUGGUUCAGACCCCAGAUAUGGGCAUGGAUUCUGACAAUGAUAUGGGUGUUGAACACUCACAGUUUAUGAUUUCUUCUGAACCCCAUGUAAUUCAGGCUCGUACAGUUGCUGUAAGUCCGAGUUAUGAAUUGUCAGUGGGCCAAGAAUUUCCUGAUGUCAAGAGUUGUCGAAGGGCUUUGAGGGAUACAGCAAUUGCUCUGCACUUUGAGAUGCAGACUAUAAAAUCUGACAAGACCCGAUUUACUGCUAAAUGUGCUAGUGAAGGAUGUCCCUGGCGCAUUCAUGCAGCAAAGCUCCCCGGGGUUCCAACUUUUACUAUCAGGACUAUUCAUGAGAGCCAUACAUGUGGAGGAAUUUCACAUCUUGGUCAUCAGCAAGCUUCAGUUCAGUGGGUUGCUAACUCUGUUGAGCAGAGGCUGAAGGAGAACCCUAAUUGCAAGCCAAAGGAGAUAUUGGAAGAGAUUCAUAUGGUCCAUGGCAUCACCUUAUCAUACAAGCAAGCAUGGAGAGGCAAGGAGCGUAUCAUGGCUGCAAUGCGUGGAUCUUUCGAAGAAGGGUACCGCUUGCUUCCACAAUACUGUGCCCAGGUGAAACGCACAAAUCCUGGCAGUAUUGCAGCUGUUUAUGGAAAUCCAACUGAUAAUUCCUUCCAACGUCUCUUCAUUUCUUUUCAAGCAUCUAUUUAUGGCUUUUUAAAUGCAUGUCGGCCACUCUUGGGGCUUGAUAGAACAUAUUUGAAGAGUAAGUAUCUUGGUACGUUACUUCUUGCUACUGGAUUUGAUGGUGACGGGGCUCUCUUUCCUCUUGCAUUUGGUGUUGUUGAUGAGGAGAAUGACGAUAAUUGGAUGUGGUUUCUGUCUGAACUUCAUAACCUGCUUGAGAUUAAUACUGAAAACAUGCCAAGACUUACUAUUUUGUCUGAUAGACAGAAAGGAAUUGUGGAUGGUGUCGAAGCAAAUUUUCCUACUGCUUUUCAUGGAUUUUGUAUGCGGCACUUGAGUGACAGCUUUCGUAAGGAAUUUAACAACACCAUGCUGGUCAAUCUUCUGUGGGAAGCAGCCAAUGCUCUGACUAUAAUUGAAUUCGAAGCAAAAAUUUUGGAAAUCGAAGAGAUAUCACAAGAUGCUGCAUAUUGGAUUCAAAGAAUUCCUCCUCGUUUGUGGGCUACUGCUUAUUUCGAGGGGCAAAGAUUUGGUCAUUUGACAGCCAACAUAAUUGAAGCUUUAAACAUUUGGAUAUCAGAGGCAUCUGGGCUUCCAAUAAUUCAAAUGAUGGAAUGCAUUAGAAGGCAGCUAAUGACUUGGUUCAAUGAGCGUCGAGAGACCAGUAUGCAGUGGACAUCCAUACUUGUUCCUUCUGCUGAGAGAAGUGUUGCUGAGGCUUUAGAACGUGCACGCACUUAUCAGGUUCUUCGUGCCAACGAAGCUGAGUUUGAAGUUAUAUCUCACGAGGGAACUAAUAUAGUUGAUAUAAGGAAUCGGUGUUGUCUUUGUCGUGGUUGGCAGCUUUAUGGUUUGCCAUGUGCACACGCUGUGGCAGCACUUCUCUCCUGCAGGCAGAAUGUGCAUAGAUUCACAGAAAGCUGUUUCACUGUUGCAACUUAUCGCAAGACAUACUCACAAACCAUACAUCCAAUUCCUGAUAAAUCUCUCUGGAAGGAGUUGUCUGAGGGAGAUGUCAAUGUUAGCCAAGCUCUUGAAAUUAUUAUUAACCCACCGAAAUCACUUAGGCCACCUGGACGACCAAGAAAGAAGAGAGUUCGUGCAGAAGACCGCGGGCGUGUUAAGCGGGUGGUGCAUUGUAGUCGUUGCAAUCAAACAGGUCAUUUUAGAACAACAUGUGCUGCUCCCAUAUAGUUAUGUUAUGUUUUCUCUCUGCCAAAGGCUUCAUUUGCUGUUUAUUUUUAUUUUUAUUUUUAGGCUUCAUAGGCUCAUAGAUUAGAAUUGCAAUUAAAUGAUGUUAUUUAUUCGAUAUUCAUGUGAAUUAAUUUUUAGCAGAUAUUCUCUAUUUAUAAAUAUACUCCAAUGAUCAGCUUUGGUCAAUGAUGCAUAUUUACUAAUGGAAUUAUUUUUUUUGUUUCUCAA